AUGCAAUCACAUAUCUCACGGGUCGCACCCCCAAAUUUUCGACCGAGUCCGACAUUAGAAGUGUCACUUGAAGAACUUCACGCUUUCGGCACAUUUAGCACUACCACUCCACCACAGCGCGUCGCUCAAGGUUACAUAAUCGCACCGCCAUUGCAUUCGAAACCGUUUCAAAACAAACCUCUAUUCCAUACACACGCGCCCGUGAGACCCUCGCCUCCAAGACGCCACUUAUCAUCAAAUCCCGCUAAGCAACCCUACUUUAAAGCCACACACCCCACACGAUACGUUAAGCCACAUAAUACAAAACCACUGCCGAAGGUCAUCGCCUUAAAUCCCGUAACUAAAUCUCCCCCAAUUAUAUUAUCCUCUCCUAGAACUGCGGGUGUGUCUGAAACUGAUCUUUUGGUAAAAGACAUUGAAAUUUCCCCAAUACAAGCUUCUACUGAAAGAGAACCGAAUGUCCCGGCACCAAGCUAUUUACUGUCAAUUUCAAACUCCUCUGCAGAUGUCCUCCGGCUACCGCUAGCUAAAAAUAGCGGGUUCAAGCCUGAAACUAUAGUCAUCGAGAGUGGAUUUAAGCCUAUUAUCGGCAAAGUUAUUGAAAACAGAAAUGACAAUGACAGGAUCGACCUAGAGUUGAAUCCGGAAGGCCAAACUGGAAUUAUAGCAACGAAGGGCAAAAAAGUCAUACCCAUUGAUAGUUUCGAACCUAUCUUUAUACCAUCUCCCACAGAUAAAUCGUCAAAAUCGCCAAAAACUUCAAAAAGGCCUCUCAAGAAGCACGCCUUGAAAAUAAUUUUCCGCACUAGACGUCUGGUCGAUCCCAAUUUCGAACCCGGAAUGGCCGCAUCAGAAAGAACCGAUUCUUAUUAUUUACCUCCACCUGGUCACACAGAAAAACCCAAAAUAUUUGACCCAAAGCAACCAUCAAACAUAGAUGUGGCAAGUCCAUCCAGCAUGGAGUUGGCGGCAUCACCUCCCGAUGUCGUAGUGACCUACGAUGGUAAAAAGGUGUCGGGAGCAAGUUUAACUGCUAAAAUAUUUGACAAAUCCAGAUUGUUUGAACAAACAGGUUCCAAAGCAACAGAAUUUAUCAAAGCGCGACCUCAGUUCGGGCCGUUUCGAGGUGAAUUGCCUCCGCUGGGUUCCGACGUAUUAUUUGACGGCAAGGAGCCUUACCAUCGAACUCCCAAGGCGGGUGUACUAAGUAGAGAGCUUGACACUCCACUUCCGCCUCCACCAGGAAGCAGUUCUACAAGACUGACGAGAGUGGAAAGAUCAGCUCAUCAUAAUCCCGAGCACACCGCACAACAGUCUGUAUUCAACAAUUGGUAG
Messenger RNA from Cylas formicarius (sweet potato weevil), 1335 nucleotides. Its product is annotated as protein Skeletor, isoforms D/E-like. The coding region runs from base 1 to 1335 and encodes 444 amino acids. NCBI's taxonomy places the organism in Eukaryota, Metazoa, Arthropoda, Insecta, Coleoptera, Brentidae. The transcript has a single exon. The record is from RefSeq and is a predicted model, not a curated record.